Cricetulus griseus (Chinese hamster) is the source of this 2423-nucleotide messenger RNA. The record is from RefSeq and is a predicted model, not a curated record. NCBI's taxonomy places the organism in Eukaryota, Metazoa, Chordata, Mammalia, Rodentia, Cricetidae.
GCGUCGCGCAUUGCUGACGUAUGCUGUAGCGCGGGGAAUUUCGAGUAAAGGAGCUUCGCGGCAGGCCGGUAGCUGGUGGGCUUGUCAGGUGCGACCAUGGAGGCCCUGGCCGAACCGCGGUGGCCUCCGGGGCUGGCGAUGAUGAAGACAAUAGAUGAUUUGCUUCGCUGUGGGAUUUGCUUUGAGUAUUUCAACAUUGCAGUGAUAAUCCCCCAGUGCUCUCACAACUAUUGUUCUCUCUGUAUAAGAAAAUUUUUGUCCUAUAAAACUCAGUGCCCAACUUGUUGUGUGGCAGUAACAGAACCAGACCUGAGAAAUAACCGUCUUUUAGAUGAACUGGUAAAAAGCAUGAAUUUUGCACGGACUCGCCUGUUGCAGUUUGCCUUAGAGUCACCACCCAUAUCUCCUGUGUCUUCCACCUCAAAGAAUGUUGCUGUUAAAGUACAUAAUGCUGAAGCCAUUAAACAUCCUGUUAAACAGGGGAACAGGUUAAUGGACAAGUUCCUGGUUAGAGAAACUGGUGGUUGUGUAUCAGAGUUGUUGGGAAAAGAAAAUGACAGGAAAUUCAGCCCUCAAAAGGAGAUAAAUACCUCUGCUGAGAUUAAAGAGACAAGUCUCAUAGGAAAGACUGUACUUGGUCUUUCAGAUGCUAAUGGUCCUGUGACACCCUCUACAUCCACCAUGAAACUGGACUCUAAAGUGUCUUGUCCUGUUUGUGGGGUCAACAUUCCAGAAAAUCACAUCAACAAGCAUUUAGACAGUUGCUUGUCACGUGAAGAGAAGAAGGAGAGCCUUAGAAGUUCUGCUCACAAAAGGAAGCCGCUGCCCAAAACUGUAUAUAACUUGCUCUCUGAUCGUGAUUUAAAGAAAAAGAUGAAACAGCAUGGCUUAUCUACUCACGGAAACAAACAGCAGCUUAUCAAAAGGCACCAAGAAUUUGUACACAUGUACAAUGCCCAGUGUGACGCUUUGCAUCCUAAAUCAGCUGCUGAAAUCGUCCAAGAAAUUGAAAACAUGGAGAAGACCAGGAUGCGCCUUGAAGCGAGUAAACUCAAUGAAAAUGUCAUGGUUUUUACAAAGGACCAAACAGAGAAGGAAAUAGAUGAAAUUCACAGUAAAUAUCGUAAAAAGCAUCAAAAUGAAUUCCAGCUCCUGGUGGAUCAGGCCAAAAAAGGAUACAAGAAAACUGGCAUAAUGUCUAAAGCUAUAGUAAUAGGAAAAGAUGGACCUGUGGAGAAGCUGUCGUCUGCAAUCACAGGACAAGAAUAUAAUGUGAACUUCUCGGAUACAGUCUCAGUAACAAACCACUUUCCUCAGUCCAAACUGGACUCCCCAGGGCAGUCGGAGCCUGAGAGACCGGAUGAUUCUUCUAGUUGUACUGAUAUUCUUCUCUCCUCAGAAUCAGAUUCAUGCAAUAGUUCCAGUUCGGACAUCAUAAGAGACCUUCUGGAAGAAGAGGAAGCCUGGGAAGCAUCUCACAGAAACGAUCAGAACAGAGAAAUAAACCCACAACAGAAUCACCGCACUAGAGCCAUCGAAAGUGCUGAGAUUGAACCAAGAAACAAGCGGAAUAGGAACUAGUAUGGGCUUUUGUCAGCUUUUCCAUAUGGUGACCAGAAUAUGAUGUUUUUUAUUGCCAUGUGUGCUUUCAUAUUUAGCAAUGCCCAGGGAAGAUGUUUAAUGCUAAAUAUAAUAAUUUAUUUUCAUUCUUCUUUGCCUUUCUAGAAAAAAAAAAAAAAAGAAGAGUUGUGAAAUGAAUCUUGACCCUUCUUGGUCAGUUGCUUCUUUCCUUUAAGAUGUUUCUCCCCUAAAACCACAUUGACCUGUUUUGCCCAACGCACACAUUCCUUAGUGGGGAUGUUUGCCUCGGCUUGACUUCUCUAUUUCAGGAUAUUUUAAAGUCGUUUUUCACUUUUUUUCAUUGCCCCCCCAACCCCGGCAACAGCUUCUUUUUGUCCUCUUGAUGGUAACAAGCUGGUAAGAGUAUAUAUGCUUUUGUCACAAUUCACCCUCUUCAUAUGCGUGCCUGAUGCCAGGCCACCAGCAGUUACUGGUUAGUACCUAAGUUAAAUGUUUUUGGUUGUUAGACAUACCUGUGUUUUACAUAUAGAGUAGGUUUAUAAUAUAAAGUCACAAAGUUAGUUUUAUAAUUUUUGAAAAGUCAGGAAAGGAAGUACUGUAAGGUAAGGUAACAGUCAUAGUAACUCUGAAACAUAUGUAUAUGCUUCUGAAAUGGCAUCUAACAAUUAUUUCUGUUAGUAUUUUUCCACUGGGGUCAGGCAGAUCUCUAACACUUUGAAUCCCAGCUGUUAAACAAACAAACAAAAAAAAUGAAAUAAAUGGAUUUUAUCAAUGAAUACACAGUUUGUAAUUUCCUUGAAAUAGUGUCUUGAGAGUAUUUGAAUAAAGGCUAUAAAUCUUUA